This is a messenger RNA of Cinara cedri, 5139 nucleotides long. The record is from the annotation of a GenBank genome assembly. Lineage: Eukaryota; Metazoa; Arthropoda; Insecta; Hemiptera; Aphididae.
GUGUUGAUGUUGUCCGGUCAAGCCGCUACGUGGUUGUACCGUUGUACGUUCCGCAGAAAGUGAGUUGUACUCUAUUGCUGCCGCGUUCAAUAUUUACUGAUCACUCAUCACUACUCUCGUAUGUUUUCUCACGUAAACCACUCGUCGUUAAACCUCUGAUGUACUUUAAUUGAAGCUAAAAGACUGUUGCAAACACCGAAUCAAUCAUAAUGGGUUGUAAGUAUUAUUUUCAAGUAUUUCAUUUUUCGUUACCUAACUUUAUUUUCAUUCAGUUUUCUUAAGACAUACUCUUGAGGAACUCUAAUGCUAGCGGAUACCUGUUGACCAUGUUUAUCUGGUUGCCAUUAAUUCAUCUUGUAUCAGUCAUUUCUUAAUUAUAUAUUUAGUUUAGGAUUUCUAUUUCUAUUUAUGAUUUCGAAAAUGGUUCCUUUUCAUUUCUUUUUUGAUUUAAAAGUGGGUCAUACUUUGAUAGUUUAAAAUCGUUAUUCUGUUAAUUCAUGUACAGACCAUUUUUAAAUAUUGAAAUUUUUGUUUGUUAUUUGUUUUAAAAUUCGUUCACAUCAUUUGAAUUAAUUUUAAAACAUAAUUUAUUGGUUAGGUAUCUAAAUAAACAAUGUUAAAUAGUAUUUACAGAACACCAGUAUAGGUAGUAUACUGUUAUUACCUACACCAAUGUUCUACAAAUUAAAUCUGCUAAUGUUAAAUAAUAUAGGUUUGUUUUAGUUAAAUUGUAACAUGGUUGAUGAAAGUAUUUAUUGUAAUUUGUGUUUAUAUCGUAUAGUUUUUGUAUUUUAUUAUUUAAUUUCUCCUAGGUAUCUAUAUUGUUUCAUAAUUUGUUUUCAAACUUUACAUUGAAACCUUUAAUGUGCUACUAAUAAAUAUAUUUUAUGAAAUAUUUAGAUAUUAUAUUCAUAUGCCAUAAUCUUAAUUUUAUUGUCUUCAUUUAAGAUUUAAAAAUUUCUAAAAAAAUUGAUGUAUUUUUAGAUUCUGAGCAUAUUAUGAAAUGUGUGUUUUUAUUUUUUAUAUUUGUUCACAAAUUUUCUUUUGAGUUUUCAACCAAAAAUCAUGCUCCAAUUAAAACCAAGAUUCCUUUUUUGUUUGUAUUUUUAGAUCUAGUUGUUAUAAUUUUUAUUUUCCUUCUAGAAAAGCUGACAAAUUUUUGGUAAAAAGUUUUAUUAUUUUCGAUUUUGUUUGUCUACAAGAAAUCUUGCUUUGAAUUUGAUGCGUAGAAUCUUAUCUGAAAGAAAAUUUUAUCUCCUUAUUGAAUAAGUAGGUCGGUUUUUUGAUUUUCAAUGUAGUUAUCUAUUUAAAUUCUAUAAUUUUAAAGUAUUUAUAACUGAAUUUCCAGUGAAUUUGAAUCAAGUCCAUAAAUAAUAUUUUGUCAGAGUUGCAUCUGCGAUUUUCUCACAACACAUACGAGUUGAGUCCAAAAUUUUAUCACAUCAUCUGAGUUGUGUCCGCAUUAAUAACUGUAUGAACAUAUUUUCCUUCCCACUUUUAUAGACUGAGGACUGUUAUUUAUAUAAAUAAUAUGGUUAAAAAUAUAUAUAUUAGGUACCUAUUAUACAUUAUAUAAAAAUUUUAAUUUAUUAAUUUUAAAAAUAUUAUGUUUUACUGUUGUGAAUAUUGUUGUAUACAGAUAAUAUGCCAAUUAUUAUUAUUUUUAUUUUAUAAAACGGGUUAAAUUGUAUACGCUCAUUUUUGAACGAAUUCAAGAUGUAAUAUAUUUUUGUUAAAUUUGAAUUUUGAAUUUUAAUAUGAAUAUCAGUUUAAACUUUUUUGACAUGAACAACAUGAACAAAAUUUAUUUUGAACAAUAAAUUGUAAGGUUAUAUUCAGCCUAUUAUAAUAAGGUAUCAAUAAUCAACAGAUAACUAUUGAAGAGUUUAUCAUCAAACAUAUAGAAAUAGAAUUACAAUUGUUCUUGCGUACGCAACUCUGAACAGUCUCGAAUAACUGUUGUCACAACAUAUAUUUUCGUUUUUUAUCAUAACGUUACAUAUGCAGCACAAAUUUAGCUUAAAAUUGUUUUUUGCUUGUAAUGGUUUAUUAUUUUUAAUUUUAAAUAUUACAUUUAUAAUAAAUUGUCAACAAAGAUGUGUGUUAGGAUAGCUUAAACGAAUAAUAAUUAUUAUUCCUACCUAUAUUUGUAAAAUAUAAAUUAUUUUAUUAAGUUAUUGUAGAUAGGUCAGUUAAAUUUUCUAUUCAAUUAUUUAAAUUUUGGAUAGUUUAUUAAAAGUCUCCACAUGUUAAAAUGAGUUAAUAUUAAAAAUUAACAACUAAUUAUAGUAUAAUUUUAUUUAUGUACCUGUAUAUUUUUGUUCCAGUUAAAUUUUUAGAAGUAAUUAAACCUUUCUGCAGUAUAUUGCCAGAAAUUGCCAAACCUGAAAGAAAAGUAAGCAUUUGACACAGGUUAACACUGAACUGUGUAUAAUAAUUAUAAAAAUGUAAUAUUGUAUAAUUGUUUAUUAUUUUAAUUUUGUUUAGAUCCAAUUCAGAGAAAAAGUAUUAUGGACUGCCAUCACUUUAUUCAUUUUUUUGGUUUGUUGUCAAGUAAGUUAUCUGAUUUUAUUAUAUAUAAUAUAUAAAUUGCUAACAAUAUUGAAUUUUUAGAUACCUUUAUUUGGAAUUAUGAGUUCAGACUCUGCAGAUCCUUUUUAUUGGAUCCGUGUAAUUUUAGCCUCAAACCGGGGUACUUUAAUGGAACUCGGAAUAUCGCCUAUUGUAACUUCUGGUUUGAUCAUGCAAUUGUUAGCCGGAGCCAAAAUCAUUGAAGUUGGUGACACACCUAAAGACCGUGCAUUGUUUAAUGGAGCUCAAAAAUGUAUAAUAUAAUAUUUUAUGUAAACACAAUUUUCUAAAUAAUUUAAUAAAUAUUUUAAUUUACAGUGUUCGGUAUGGUCAUUACUGUAGGCCAAGCAAUUGUUUACGUUAUGACUGGUAUGUAUGGUGAUCCUAGCGAAAUAGGAGCUGGUGUAUGCUUGUUAAUCAUCAUUCAGUUGUUUGUGGCUGGAUUGAUUGUAUUAUUGUUGGACGAACUUCUGCAAAAAGGAUAUGGAUUAGGUUCAGGAAUAUCACUUUUUAUCGCUACUAACAUUUGUGAAACCAUAGUUUGGAAGGCUUUUAGCCCUACCACUGUAAAUACAGGUAAAUUAUGAAAUAAUUAUAAUUUUUAUUUUACAAUAUAUUUCGUUAUUUUCAUGUUUUCAUACACAAAUUAUUACAUUUAGAGAAUAAUAAAUAUUUUUUGUAGGUAGAGGAACUGAAUUUGAAGGAGCCGUUAUAGCCCUAUUUCAUUUAUUGGCUACAAGACAAGACAAAGUCCGAGCACUUCGUGAAGCUUUCUACAGGCAAAAUUUACCAAACUUGAUGAAUUUGUUAGCCACUGUUUUAGUGUUUGCCAUAGUAAUUUAUUUCCAAGUAAGAAUUUUUAAUCUGAACAAUGUAAAUUAAAUAAUUCUAUAUCUACUUAAAAAUAUUUUAGGGUUUCCGAGUCGAUCUUCCCAUCAAGUCGGCCAGGUAUCGUGGUCAAUAUAGUAGCUACCCAAUUAAGUUAUUCUAUACAUCAAACAUUCCUAUUAUUUUACAGUCUGCUUUGGUAUCAAAUUUAUAUGUUAUAUCACAGGUAUAAUUAUUAUAUUUAUGUUAACUAUUUUUGCUAAUUCUUAAUAUUAUACAUUUGUAGAUGUUGGCUGUUAAAUUCAGUGGUAACAUUUUAGUGAAUCUAUUGGGUGUUUGGGCUGAUGUUGGUGGCGGUGGACCAGCUCGAGCAUAUCCAGUGGGUGGUUUGUGUUACUAUCUGUCACCACCAGAGAAUCUAUCUCACAUCGCAGAAGAUCCUAUUCAUGCUAUUCUUUAUAUUGUAUUCAUGUUGGGAUCGUGCGCAUUCUUCUCCAAAACUUGGAUUGAAGUUUCUGGAUCAUCCGCCAAAGACGUUAGUAUAUAAUUUAUAUUAAUUGACUUAGGUAAUUAAAAAGUAAUAAUUAUUCAGAACUAAUGAUAUGUUUCUGCUACAGGUUGCAAAACAAUUAAAAGAACAACAGAUGGUAAUGCGUGGCCACAGAGACAACUCUAUGAUCCACGAGCUAAACCGUUACAUACCCACUGCAGCAGCUUUUGGAGGUCUUUGUAUCGGUGCGCUAUCUGUGCUAGCUGAUUUUAUGGGUGCUAUUGGGUCAGGUACUGGUAUCCUGUUGGCUGUCACUAUCAUAUACCAGUAUUUUGAAAUAUUUGUUAAGGAACAGAGUGAAAUGGGUGGUAUGAGCACUCUAUUAUUCUGAAAUGUUAAAAAUCGAUUGAACAGUUUGUACAAAUUGUUGAAAAUCACCGAAUCCCUCUGGGAGAGGACUGUUGUCGUGGUCUAUAUGUGACUCAAAUUUAAAUUAUACUGAAAAUAACUUUAUUUUUAGAACCAAAAAUUAACUGAUUAAUCGACUUUCGGCUUUUCAAAAUGAUGAUAUUUUACAAAAUGUUAUAAAAAAAAAAAAUGUCCCCAACAACAAAUUUAUAUAUUUAUUUUUGUUAUUUUAUUAUUAUUAUUUUUUCUUUUGUAAAUUAUAUAAACGUUAGAAAAUAGGAAAUUUAUAAUGUAUGAACAUUUUUAUUUUUUUUUUUCAUAAAACUUAAAUAAUAUAAAUAUAAUGUUGCAAUUGGCAACAAUUCUUCCUAAUUUUUUUAAUGUAAAUACUUACAAUAAGUUUAUAGCAGUAAAAUUAAGUAUAUUUUUUGAGUCAAACGAUUAAUGCAAUUUUUUUUUUUUGUUGAACAUCUCAACACUUAUUUUGUCACUUCAGUUACUUACGACUGCUGAAUAUAAUAUGUAAAUUAAUAAAACAUCAAAAAAAAGUCAUAAAGUUCAUAUAUUUAUCAUCGUUCUUUUCUACAUUGUUAGAAAAAUGAAUUGAUAUGAUAAAAUAUAUAUUUGCCAGAAUUGGUAAUUGAAGUGCAUUUCAAACAUAUCUAUUGUUACGAAAAUUUGUUAAUACUAGAUUGUUUAUGUGAAUAAGACCGUCAUUUUAAAAUUAAAAAGGCGUGAUGAUAAGGGUUUCUUAUAUUUUCAUUAAGUAUUUUUACGUACAUUUGAAUAAAAAAAUAUUGUUUUUGAUAUAAAUUCACAUUUGUUUUAUUCAUGAUGGUGAU